This is a messenger RNA of Sphenostylis stenocarpa, 156 nucleotides long. The record is from the annotation of a GenBank genome assembly. Lineage: Eukaryota; Viridiplantae; Streptophyta; Magnoliopsida; Fabales; Fabaceae.
AUGCGCAUGAUCCUGAAGGAGUUUAGGGUUUGGGUGGACGAGAAGGACGUGUCCAUGGACAUUGCUUACAAGGAGGAGCUGCAAUGCGUGCUGGACGAGCGUCACGUGGCGCUACCUCAGGUGUUCGUGCAAGGGAAGUACGUGGGUGGCACCGAG